AUGAAACCUCCGCGCCGUUGCCUGCAGCUGAGAUAUUUAUCCCCGACCGUCAAGACGGCAGCCACAUCCGGCAAGCGGGCGAAGAAUGUAAGAAAGAAUUAUUUCAGCACCGGACAGCCCCAAGACUCAGAGGCCUACCACUGUGACACGUGCCCCAUAAUAUUGAAGCGCCCCAUAAUAUCCUCGCAAAGGCCCCAAGAGGGGGCCCACGAACCCUGGGGGGAGGGGGAAGAGCAACAGCUGCGCCACCACGCUGCCACCGUGCGCUGCCGGAGGCUGCGUGGUCACGUCUGGAGCGGAAGAAUCAAAAACGCUGCCGCCAACGUCUUGCGGGAAACGUGGCUCAUCUACAAACACACCAAGCUGCUGAAGAAGAUUGACCACGCCAAAGUCCGGAAGCACCAGAGGAAGUUCCUCCAAGCCAUUCACCAGUUAAGGAGCGUGAAGAUGGAGCAGAGAAAGCUGAGCGAUCAAGCGAACACCCUGGUUGACCUUUCCAAGAUGCAGAACGUCAUGUACGACCUCAUCACGGAGCUGAACGACCGCAGCGAGGACCUGGAGAAGCAGAUCGGGGGCUUGGAAUCCAAACUGGAACAGCUGGCCACCAGCUUCCAUUCCCUGCCCUUGCUGAUCACGGACGCUCUGCGCCAGCAGCAGCAGCAACUCCUGGCCGCCGUCAUCGAGGCCCGGGGGAUGAGCGUGGGGGUGGGUGCCCCCCAGACUCCUCUGUCCGACAGCCCUCUUGGGGUCAGCUCCACCUCUUUCCCCACCCCCUACACCAGCUCCAGCAGUUGUUGAACCGCAGCGG
This is a messenger RNA of Sphaerodactylus townsendi, 808 nucleotides long. Its product is annotated as small conductance calcium-activated potassium channel protein 3-like. The coding region runs from base 1 to 798 and encodes 265 amino acids. The record is from RefSeq and is a predicted model, not a curated record. Gene Ontology annotation, molecular function: calmodulin binding; small conductance calcium-activated potassium channel activity. Gene Ontology annotation, cellular component: plasma membrane; neuron projection; neuronal cell body. The transcript is spliced from 8 exons. Gene Ontology annotation, biological process: potassium ion transmembrane transport. Lineage: Eukaryota; Metazoa; Chordata; Lepidosauria; Squamata; Sphaerodactylidae.